GAGGUCUCGAAGUAAAAGGAAAGGAGGUCCGAUCAGUGCCCGCGAGAUCGCCCGCGCGUGCGCACGUCUGUCGCCACCGCCAUCUUGCACAACACCCGCCAAAACUUCACCUGUCAAAGUGUGUUUCGAAUUUGGAAAAUCGAACGUGACAGUUUAAAAGUGGACUGGUUGUCUUUUGUUUUUCCGUGAUCUUUCCCAGGCGUUGGACUUUUAAGAUAAACGGUGGACAGAAAGGAGUGACCGCAGUGAGUGUGACAGUGCAUUGUGUUCCGUUCUACAAUGAGUAGACGCUAGUGUUAACGAACAAACCGCUCUCGACAUGCGAGUGCGUUAGUAACAGCUCCGGGGCUGUUGACUUAGUGAGUUGACAUUUCGCGUCAAUGCCGUGUGUGUAGGCAAUGGCGUUGGCAAACUUCUCGAUCGCAGGCGUCGGCGCGGCCACGCCGGCGUUCGUGCCCACCUCUGCGACACCGCUCCGAGUCGACCUCGACGACUUGCUCUAUUCCCCCGCCGAAUACCAAGACGACACCCGUCCUGAACAACCCCAAGAAAAUGAACCCUUCACACAACCAAAUCAACGCAGGCCCAAAGUGAGAAAACGUGCAGGCACAGCGUACCUGCCACCAGCUAACCAGUACGCGCAUUACCCAAAUGAGGCUCAACAAAACCCUUACGCUUCGCAACUACAUACGCAGGUUUACCCACAAAAUCCAAGACUUAAUGUACAGAUAGAAAACCAGCGCGUCAAAGAAGUGAAGUCACCUUACGAUUCUGGACAGUACGAUAACACGGGGCAGUACGUUCAUGAUCCUACGGGUGACUACGAUUAUGAACAAAAGAGAGUGAACCAGGGUCCGCCUGGUCCAGGUUACAGCCCUGGGUACGCGGACGCUCCCUACCCGCCGGCAACAAAGCCAAACCCUUCAUCUAGUCGAAGAGUCGAUGAGUAUCCGAGUCAAAAUGUGAAUAACUUCAAUUUUAACAGACCGCCUAGUAGUACAGAUAGCCCACCUAGGCCGCCUAAUAACCAAGGAAGCAAGACUCCUGGUAGUCAAAAUCCACCUGUAAAUCCUCCGGAAAGACCUAGAGGUUUUACUAAAGUGGAACAGAAUGGAGGGUCUGGUGGUAAAACGCAGUUACACGCAGUUCUAGACUAUGACGAGGAUUAUUACGACGAUCCUGAUCCAGAUUCAGGGCAGCCUUCAGUGACUCCGCUUCAGGGUCCCAUACUACUGCGCAACGGCUCAGUACCUGUGGUACCUUUGACGUCAUAUAAGACCAUCAACAAUGGCUCCUUCUACCAAAUACCUAUACUGUGGACUGCGCUAUCUUUAGCAUUGGGCUACGAGCUGCAAGGUCAGAUCAUAAGAGGGGUGCCAUGCGUGAAGCGUAACUUCCAGUUGUAUUGUCCUACGGCUGGCAACACCUAUCCAUUAGAUAAAAUCGAGAACUUCAUAGACGAGAACAAGGCGUUAAUAAAACGAAUGUACGGUUCGUUUACCACCCCCGCCGGGAACAGAGUGAGAAGAGCGCCGGGGGUACCAGACAUGCACGAUGCCACCGGGGAUUCGUACUUCAGACACGUUCGACAAGCCUCGAAUACUAAGCUGCCUGAUGCUCAGGCGGUUAAUAAUACUGGCAGAGUAGACGCAUGCGAAAGCAAGACAGAGAUAAUGACGCCAUAUUGGGCCCUCAACUCGGCGAGAAAGCUUCGCGCCAUCGUGAACACGAUGCAUUUUGAGCAAGCGAUACAUCAGGAGACUUGCAGUAAAACCACAACAGCAAGAUGUACGAGAGAUUGCGGCUGCGAGCAGAAGUACAAAUGGCAUCGACUGCUGGCUUACGACCCUAACGAUGACUGUGCAGGCAUAUUCAUGGACUGGUUCUUAUUCCCAUCGUGUUGUGUGUGCAGGUGCAAUCCUUGAUGCACCUUCAAUGUAUUGUGUAGUGACGCUUAGUAUGUCUGCAGAGUUUUUGCUAUGUGACUGAAACGAAUGUGAGGAAAUAAGAGCAAAAUUUUUUAGCAAACGGCUUUUUAGGCUAUUUCGAGAACAUAGUUUCUGAAGUUCGUGUCAGUCACACAAAAACACUCUUGCUGAAAUUAAAAUAGCUAUUAAGAUAAAAAGUACAGUUGCUAUGUAAGUAUGUUUUACAUAAAUUCCUGUUAAAUGUAGGUAUGCCGAUUUAUUUGUCAUUUAAUAAUACCAAUAUAAUUUGUAAAAUAAAACUUAAAUGUAAGGCGAAAAGGUCUGAAAGUUGAUUGGUGAAUGCGGCAUACUUGGUUAUCGACAAAAAUCCUAAUUAUUUAGCCGCGCCUGUUAUUUCAAUAUUAAAUUUAUAAUUUGGGUUAAAUUAACCCAAUACAAAGCUUCUUUAAUUCAAAGCUUUUUUUAUUGUAAAAUUAAAAAUAAAUGUUUCUACUGGCGGAAUUUAAGGCUUACUUCUUAGAGUAAUUUUGAGGCCUAACGCAGGUAAAGUAUUUGUACCUAUUAUGUUUUAUUUACUUUACUUUUAGUUUAAGGUAUUUUAUAGAAAAGAAUGACUCGAGUCGAAUUAAUCAAUGUUUGGACAAAAUGUUAGACACUUUGUAACCUAUUUAUGUCCCUAAUCAUGUAUUUUUUACUUGGUUGGUACAGUCAAAAUGAGAAGUAAAUUAAUAUAUUUUCUAUGAUUUCAUCAGUGAUACAUACCUUUUGAUUUCAAGUCAUAAACUUGCGUUUUGUAAAUUCUUUUUCGACAAUUUAUAAUAAUCAUUUUUAAUCUUUUGACUUUGACUGUACCCAUGGAAGAAUAGAUUUAUAUAAAAAAUAAAUUUAAUUUUCAGUUAUAAAGUAGAACACUGCCAUUGUAUAGUUUCAUAGGAACUUCAUUUAUUUAAAAAAUAAAACUAGAAAAUAAUCGAUUUUGGAAUGUUUCGAUACUAUUGGUUUGAAAAUAAUCGUAAUUGUAAAAUUCAUUUAGUACCUAAUAAUUGUUAUUUUUAAGGCACCUACUAAUAUAAAUUUUAAAUAUGCUACUUAUUUGUAUAAUUUAUACUUUUACAGCUUAGACAUAUAGAGACAGUUUUCCAACAAAAAAAUAUGUAAUUAAAUGGUAGAUCUCUAUUUUCUAGUAAAAUUUACGAAAAUAUAAUGCUAUAUGGAUUCGCCAAUUCGUUGGAAAGCAGCCUAAGAUACUCAGAUAUAAUAAAAAAAGUUUUACCUUUGAAUAAUAAAAGUGCAAUGGAAUAUAAUAAUGACUUUUUAAU
This is a messenger RNA of Helicoverpa armigera (cotton bollworm), 3247 nucleotides long. It is a transcript of the gene spz3, whose product is annotated as protein spaetzle 3. NCBI's taxonomy places the organism in Eukaryota, Metazoa, Arthropoda, Insecta, Lepidoptera, Noctuidae. The transcript has 7 exons. Gene Ontology annotation, cellular component: extracellular region. The record is from RefSeq and is a predicted model, not a curated record. Gene Ontology annotation, biological process: innate immune response; central nervous system formation. The coding region runs from base 399 to 1925 and encodes 508 amino acids. Gene Ontology annotation, molecular function: growth factor activity; Toll binding.